Molecule: messenger RNA, 704 nt
Organism: Cucumis melo (muskmelon)
Lineage: Eukaryota; Viridiplantae; Streptophyta; Magnoliopsida; Cucurbitales; Cucurbitaceae
Product: histone H2AX
Exons: 2
Coding region: 137-556 (139 amino acids)
Cellular component (GO): nucleosome
Molecular function (GO): structural constituent of chromatin; protein heterodimerization activity; DNA binding
Source: RefSeq, a predicted model, not a curated record
AAUUCGUUUGUUCGUUUCUCUCUCUGUAUAUAUCAUAUGAUUUCUUGUUCUUUAGGCCCUCCAUAUUUAUUUUUUUUUCUCCUGUCAAGUUUCGCAUUCUCUAGGGUUUCGAUUAUCCGCCGGAAAGGAUCGUACAAUGAGCUCAUCGGCUUCGUCAAAGGGUGGUAGAGGGAAACCCAAAGCCACAAAGUCUGUUUCGCGGUCUCAGAAAGCUGGUCUACAGUUCCCUGUCGGUCGUAUUGCUCGGUUUCUCAAGGCCGGUAAGUAUGCGGAGCGUGUUGGUGCCGGUGCUCCCGUCUAUCUCUCCGCCGUCCUCGAAUAUCUGGCCGCCGAGGUGCUUGAGCUUGCAGGCAAUGCCGCCAGAGACAACAAGAAAAAUCGCAUUGUUCCGAGACACAUACAGCUUGCAGUCCGAAAUGACGAAGAGUUAAGCAAGCUUUUGGGUGAUGUGACCAUUGCAAAUGGGGGUGUGUUGCCUAAUAUCCAUCAAACUCUCUUGCCUAAGAAGGCCGGAUCAGGAAAAGGUGACAUCGGAUCUGCAUCACAAGAGUUUUAAAAGUGUGAUCAUCUCCAAAUUUUGAUACACAAGGUAUUAAGAGCGAAAAUGGUUGUGGUUUCUUUGCCUUGUUUUGGAAUCUAUUUCAUUAACCACAGAAGACAAUCUAUUUUUUUGGACAUAUAAAUGAAACCAUAUUGUGUUUUAA